Messenger RNA from Filobasidium floriforme, 2189 nucleotides. RefSeq lists its product as uncharacterized. NCBI's taxonomy places the organism in Eukaryota, Fungi, Basidiomycota, Tremellomycetes, Filobasidiales, Filobasidiaceae. The transcript has 7 exons. Gene Ontology annotation, cellular component: plasma membrane. The record is from RefSeq and is a predicted model, not a curated record. Gene Ontology annotation, biological process: adenylate cyclase-activating G protein-coupled receptor signaling pathway. The coding region runs from base 242 to 1975 and encodes 577 amino acids. Gene Ontology annotation, molecular function: G protein-coupled receptor activity.
CCUUAUAAAUAUACAAUAGCUGGUCAUCCGUACAAGAUGGCCCGAGUUAGCUAGACCAAAUCUUCUGUCACCACAUUGUGACUGGUACAACACAACAAACGAGGGAAAGGAUCGAGGAUCCAGGGGUGGAACGUCAUAUCUCACAAAUCCGCGAUUGCUUUCCGCCUCUUUUGUCAAACGGUCGACGACCCCACUCUUCCUGCAAUUCGUGAUCGUCUCGGCACUACAAUCUGUGAAAAUCAUGUCAACAACGCCACUCCCGUCCAACUCGGCGACGUUCUCGGACAAGCUGGCCAUGACCUCGUCCAUCGGGGCCAUGGUUAUCGAAUGCCUGACCAUACUCGCCUCGCUCUACCUGUUGAGACCGUUGUCGAAACAAGGAUUGACCAAGCUCAGGGUGAGGUUGUUAUUCGGCAUGGUCAUUUCCGAUCUGUCCUUGGGUGUCAUAGGGGCUGUACCGAAUAUAGCUUUCUUAGCUGGACACCCGAUGAAGCUGGGUACAGGAGCUUGUAACGCCGCAGGGUUCAUCCUCACCUCUGUCCUCUUCACUCAACACCUGUGGACCAUGGUACUCGCCAUUGCUACAUUCGCCCUCCUCAAACAUCCGAUGAGCUCUUUUACGCACAGGAUCGAUCGGUACUGGAUCUUUAUCCCCAUCACGAUCUGGACGGUGUCGAUCUUGCACUCUGGCCUCUGGUGGAGAUAUAUCGGAUUCGCACCCUCUAAUGCGGGGUCGUUGUGUUACUACGGUACAGGCGGUUACAAGAACGACAGGGCUCUAGUGCAAUUCGUCCCUAGGGCAUCCGUCUUUGUCGUCGUCAUCGUGCUCUAUAGCCAACUGUUUCGAUUCCUCCGACGACCUGAUACGAUCACAGUCAAUUCCACUCAAGGGUCUGCCUCGGACUCGGGCCAACUCAGCGAGGGCAUCCUUCGGACCGUCAAGACCAAAGUUAAGCUCGCUACAGGGGGUGAUUCAGCCUGGCCGAUGAAGGACCUGAAAGACGAUAUACCGCCCUGGGAGAAAUUGCACAUCAACAAUGUUGGUGGGCUCCUGUGUCAGCCCCUGGAACCUUUCGGAUGGGACAUGCCUAGGGACGAUGAUAUGGGACACUCGAAUUCGAAUUCGAUGGAUCGGGUCAGAAAAAACACGGAUACCACCUUGGUGGACCGGUCGACCAGGAGUUCGGUGGAUUCGAAGCGUGAAAACGCAAAUGGGAGGAACAGGUCGAUCGGCGAGUCGGAGGGAGACUAUAAUAUGGUCGAGACGGAUGGAAAUCUGGAUUAUAUACCGGAAGACCAAGUCGUGCAUUCUCGACGAGGUUCGGCGCAACCCUCGAUUCUCCUCGGGUCAACCCCGACUCCCCAAAGUGGACUGCUCAUGACCGGUCUGCCCAUCAAUGGGUUGAACUCGUCCACAACCGCCUCCUCCUACAACCUGCCUUAUAACGGCAAUAGCAGGCGGGUCUCGAUCGAUCACGAGGCGAUCAUGCAGGACGAACGGAAAAACGUACUCGUGCCUUUGGCGAGUGCCUCGACAGGAAAGAGUGCGGAAAGCAGCGAAGACGAUGACGCCUCAUUCGACAACGACGACAAAGACCCGAACCGCCAGACGUUGCACGAGUUCUUCGCACAGAACCAGCCGCCAUUGGAUGAACUGGAACAACAACGGGCCAGAAAGGAUGAUGAGGAGGACCUCGAUCCACGGCAAUCGGCGGCAUCGUACUUUAACCGCCAAGCAUCCUUGCUCAUGCUAUACUUCCCCCUGGCCUACCUCAUCGUUUUUACGUUCUCGUUGAUUCGGCUGCUCUACGACAUGAUCACCCACAAGCCUAAUCCAGUGAUGACCAUGGUAUCGCUGUGGUUCGUGCUCAGUGUGGGAUUAGUAGACGCUGGCAUAUACGGCUGGGCUGAGUGGCGAGUGAGGAGAAGGGUGCGGCGGCGGAUGCCCGAGCGCUUUGCUCCGCCAGACGGUUAGAUAAGAAUGACGACCAGUGGCUACCCAAAAAUCAACAACCCAACGCAUAUUGUAUAUACCAGAACAUCAAGAGCUCUCGCUCAACAAGAUCACGCCAAUCACAACAGCAUACCCCCCACAGUUGUAGCAGCAAAUCAUAAUCACAUUAAUUCACCCUGAAAUAUCAACCGAUCAUCAAGAUAUCCAUAUCAUUCCAGGGACACGUUCUCGCAUU